AUGGCCAAGGGUUUUAAGUUGAAGGAGCUGUUGUCUCACGAAAAGGAACAACAAAAGAUCGAUAAGGAAGACGCUAUCAAACUUUCUAAACAGAAGGAGGCCGAAAAGAAUGCUACUGUUAAAGUCAUCUCAAGUAAAGAUCUAGAAGAGGCUAAUGAAAAAGAAGCCGCUGAUGCUGCUGCUGCUGCUUCUGCCGCAGCUGAGAAGGCUUCUAAGGAUGAAGAAGGUGAAGAAUACAAGAGUGAAGCUCUUUCCAAGAAGGAUCAAAGAAAAGCUAAGAAACAAGCUAAGAAACAAGAAUCCCGUCUAGAGAUUGAAAGACUAGCUGAAAGUGAAUCUGAAUCCGAAAUCGAGAAUGAUGUUGAAAGUGAAAAAGAAGAAGAAGAAGAAGAAGAUGUUCCAUUAUCCGAUGUUGAAUUCGAUUCAGAUGCGGAUAUCGUACCAUACCAAAAGGUUACUAUCAAUAACGUCAAAGCUUUGAACCAAGCCCUUGAUAAUGUUCAAUUACCUUGGGGUAAGCAUUCGUUCCAAGAACAUCAAAGUGUUAUCUCUGAGGAAAAUACUGAUGCAAAGAUCAAGGAUAUUUAUGACGAUACUGAGAGAGAAUUAGCUUUUUACAAACAAUCCUUAGGUGCUGUUGUACAUGCUCGUGAUGAAUUGAAGAGAUUAAAGGUCCCAUUCUUGAGACCUUUAGAUUAUUUUGCUGAGAUGGUUAAGAAUGAUGAACAUAUGGAUAAGAUCAAGAGCGAAUUAGUUAGAGAUGCCAGUGAGAAGAAGGCCCGUCAAGAAGCUAGAAGACAAAGAGAUCUAAAGAAAUUUGGUAAGCAAGUACAAGUUGCCACUUUACAGAAGCGUCAACUGGAGAAGAAAGAUUCUCUAGAUAAGAUCAAGAAUCUAAAGAAGAAAAGAAAACAAAAUGAAAUAACUGGUGAUGACUUUAAUGUUGCUGUGGAAGAAGAAACUGAAUCGCGUGCUGAAAAGUAUGGUAGACCAAAUUCUAAGAGAUCUGCUAAGAACUCCAAGUAUGGUCAAGGUGGUCUAAAGAGAUUCAAGAGAAAGAAUGAUGCUGAAUCUUCUGCUGACAUAUCAGGAUUCUCACAAAGAAGAAUGAAGGGUAAGCCAGCCAGACCAGGUAAGAGCAGACGUAGUAGAAGACAUUGA
Maudiozyma barnettii is the source of this 1161-nucleotide messenger RNA. RefSeq names its product Ebp2p (gene EBP2). Bases 1 to 1161 code for a protein of 386 amino acids. The transcript has a single exon. Gene Ontology annotation, biological process: rRNA processing; ribosomal large subunit biogenesis. Gene Ontology annotation, cellular component: preribosome, large subunit precursor; nucleolus; nuclear periphery. NCBI's taxonomy places the organism in Eukaryota, Fungi, Ascomycota, Saccharomycetes, Saccharomycetales, Saccharomycetaceae. The record is from RefSeq and is a predicted model, not a curated record.